This is a messenger RNA of Sodiomyces alkalinus F11, 630 nucleotides long. RefSeq lists its product as hypothetical. NCBI's taxonomy places the organism in Eukaryota, Fungi, Ascomycota, Sordariomycetes, Glomerellales, Plectosphaerellaceae. The coding region runs from base 6 to 203 and encodes 65 amino acids. The record is from RefSeq and is a predicted model, not a curated record. The transcript has a single exon.
GUGUAAUGAUUUUUGCCUCGCCCAUCCAGGUGACUGAGCAUCAUGAGCUUCUCUCGACCAGAGGCGCGCUUCAAGCCAUGCUGGGGCAGGGUCUAUUUGCCCCACGGGCUCAAAUGCCCGACCAGUAUCGGCAUGUCCGCCACAUUCGCUUGAUCCACUGUUUGAUAAACAGAUAUCACGACCGCCUCGUCGACCUGACUUGAACCACCCAAGAGAAAACAUGUGCCAACCGAACAACAGAAGACGAGGAAGCGAGAAGUAACAAGGGCCAGGGCAGUACUAAAUCCCACUCAUUUUCAGCCUGACCAAUGGGUGCUAGCUUUGGCCACCUAUCGCAUCGAACUUUCGUCGUCCCUCCAGAAUGGCGAAGCUCAGACAACAUCCAUUAUUUUGGUAUAUUCAAAACCUCAAAUUCUUCCAAUGCUUUUACCUGGAAGGCAAGGCCAUGCAAGCCCAUGCAAGGCCAUGCCUUCUCAUAAACCCAAGUACGGGGUAGAUCAAGCCAGCCUGCCGGCUAACCAACCAGCCACCUGCUCCGGAACCAAGCAACUGGUACGGAUAUUCUAUUUUCUUCCCUUACUUUAGGACAAGUGAGGGCGAAGUCAAGAACAUCGGCAGCAGCCCAGCCAG